This is a messenger RNA of Anolis sagrei ordinatus, 690 nucleotides long. RefSeq names its product SRY-box transcription factor 15 (gene SOX15). Gene Ontology annotation, biological process: cell differentiation; anatomical structure morphogenesis; regulation of DNA-templated transcription. NCBI's taxonomy places the organism in Eukaryota, Metazoa, Chordata, Lepidosauria, Squamata, Anolidae. Gene Ontology annotation, molecular function: DNA-binding transcription factor activity, RNA polymerase II-specific; RNA polymerase II cis-regulatory region sequence-specific DNA binding. The record is from RefSeq and is a predicted model, not a curated record.
GCGCCGCGCGUGCCGCUUCACAACCGGCGGGACUAGCGAAGGAGGAGGAGGAUGUGUGCUUGUGUUUACCCUCCAGAGCGCCAGGGAGGCGAGGCCCAGGGCCCGGCCUCACCAGAGGAAGAGCCGCUGAAGGUGAAGCGGCCGAUGAACGCGUUCCUGGUGUGGUCGUGCGGGGAGCGUCGCCGCGUGUCCGAGGCCUUCCCGCGGAUGCACCACUCGGAGAUCUCGAAGCGCCUGGGCGCCGCCUGGCACCUCCUGCCCGAGGCCCAGAAGAGGCCCUUCCGCGAAGAGGCCCAGCGCCUCCGCCACACUCACCUCGCCCUCCACCCGCACCACAAGUUCCGGCCACGCAGGAAGAGGAAGGGGCGACCCCGCACGGGCCAGGCCCAGGUCCAGGCCCCCACCCCGCCAGGGGAAGAAGGACACGCCCACGCCCAGCAGGACACGCCCAGCAGCCACCCGGCCUACAGCAGCGUGCCGUCCGCUCCAGCGUUUGCUCCGAACAUGAAAGAGCCCAGCACCCAGCUUGAGGCCCCCUCUUCCUACCCGCUGAGCAACUUCCACGAGAUGAUGGUGGCCUAUGGGCUGCAGGGCUAUGAAUUUGGGGAGGGGUCUGCCCCCUACGGCCUGUCCCCGGCCCCCUACCAGCCCUUGAGCUUGGGCGGCCCCCUUUCCUUGACCCAGCUUUGA